Chelonoidis abingdonii (Abingdon island giant tortoise) is the source of this 3608-nucleotide messenger RNA. It is a transcript of the gene RAB15, whose product is annotated as RAB15, member RAS oncogene family. The record is from RefSeq and is a predicted model, not a curated record. Lineage: Eukaryota; Metazoa; Chordata; Testudines; Testudinidae. Gene Ontology annotation, molecular function: GTPase activity; GTP binding; glutathione peroxidase activity. Gene Ontology annotation, biological process: response to oxidative stress.
CCAUGCACGUCCUGUGCCGCGGCUCCUGCAAAGUGCUUGCUAGCAGCAAGGCAGCUCCCCAUAAGGCCUCUCUUCUCGCCCCUCUCCCCAGGGGUCGACUUCAAGAUGAAGACCAUAGAAGUGGAUGGUAUCAAAGUGCGAAUACAGAUCUGGGACACGGCGGGCCAGGAGCGGUACCAGACAAUAACGAAGCAGUACUACAGACGAGCCCAGGGGAUAUUCUUGGUCUACGACAUCAGCAGUGAGCGCUCCUACCAGCACAUCAUGAAAUGGGCCAGCGACGUGGAUGAGUAUGCGCCAGACGGUGUCCAGAAGAUCCUCAUCGGGAACAAAGCGGAUGAGGAGCAGAAGAGACAAGUGGGCAGGGAACAAGGCCUGCAGCUGGCUAAAGAGUACGGGAUGGACUUCUACGAAACAAGUGCCUGCACCAACUUCAACAUUAAGGAGUCCUUCACCCGGCUGACGGAGCUGGUCCUGCAGGCUCACAGGAAGGAGCUGGAUGGGUUGCGCUCGUAUGCGGUGGACGAACUGAACUUGGCCGAGCUGGAGGAGGAGGAGUGCAAACCCGAGGGGGCGGAGAACUCCCUCAAAGCCUGCUGGUGCUGAAGGGCCUCUCUGCUGCCCGGGUCCCCCUACCCUGCCGCCGGCCUGCUCCGUUCCCUGUGCUGCUGGACUCUUCUCGGGCUCCCCAGUGUGUGUCCUUUGCUGUUCCCUGGGUCUGCCGUGCUCCGUAGGUUCCUCCCGACGUGCUGUGUGUGCCAGAUGUCCCAGUGUCACUCUGCCCAUCCUGGUGCAUUUGUGGUCCCCCACUUCCCGCAACCGGAGCAGGACCAGUCUUGCGUGCGGCCUUCCUAGGAGGCACUCACAGGCGCCGGCUGGACUUCAGCUCUGGCUGUGCUAUCCAGGGAUUGCUUCCUUGUGCUCACAAGGACUCCACUUCGCUGCUAUGAGUGAGGCAGCCGAGAUGGCUGGGCAGGCAGUGCCGGGCCUGGCCCACAAUAACCUGAGCAGAGAAACUUCCACUGCCAACGUGCCCCUCUGCAGGUGGGGCAUCCACGUAUGUGGCUUCAUAGAGGGGCUUUGUGGACAUGUGGCUCUGGCUGUCUCAAACACUUGGCCUCCUUCUGCCAGCGUCCCCAGUGCCAUCUGCCCUGAAGGCUCCCGGCUGGGAGCAGCCCUGCCGCAAACACCUGUCCAUGCAGUGGGUGGUGCUGGGGCUGCCUGGGACCAAUAACCUCAGAUAAACUCUCCCCACCCGCUCUGCUGCCUGCAGUCUGGUGCUCAGACAGGACUCCGGGAGCCCCGGGGAAGUGGCUGGCCGUCCCAAGGGGCUGAUCCCUUCCGGCUCUCGGCGGGAGCUGCGGCUGGCCAGUGCCUCUGCAAAUGGGGCCACUCCUCUGGGUGCCCAUGCUGGGGAUAGGGCCUUGCGGCUGGCUGCUGGGCUCCCCGAGGCUGCUCAGUGCCAACACGGGCUCUGAGGCCAUCCUGGGCCCUAAUGGGGUCACUGCUGUGCUGCCCGGAGACUCCCAAGAGCUCUGGCGGCUAGUGGAAGAUGUCCCUUGGCUUCUCUGGGAGGCAGCUAGAUGCCAGACCGUGGGGUCAGCCAGUCUGCUCACGCCUGGCCAUGGGGGCUAACAAUCUCUGAAGGUCGGUUCCCCGUGUCCCCCACAGGCCCGGGUAGAGGUGAACCCCUUGGGAGGACGUACACCACAGCCUUCCUCCAUGCUGGACUGGCCGAGGAGAGUCAUGUCACGAGUCACUUAGGCCACGGAUCCAGUUGGCUGGAUCCCCGAGGAGCUGUCUGCCACCUAUUUAUCGCCCACCCCACUGGCCAUCCGGAACAUGGCAGGGAUCUAGAACCAGUGCUGGCUCAACCCCUCCUGUUCCUGGCUCUUGCCAGAGGCCUGCUGCACUUGGCACCUUCCCAGGCUCUCGGGGCUGAUCACCGCCAUCCAGGGGGUGUGAGAACGUCUCCAGUCCAGUCUCUGCACUGCAUGGUUCUGAGUCCAGUUCCCAGCCCGCGUCCAGGAGCUUCCAGGGUGACCUGCAUUUACAUGCAGGGCCGUGAAACAGGGGCUGCCCUGUCCAUGCCACUGGGAGCUGAGCUGUGAGGCAUAUCCCUGCUGGCGCUGCUCCUUGCCAGGCAUGGCCCGGCUGGCAGACGGACCCUCCUUGCUUUGCGCUCUGCCCCUCUGUCCAUUUCUUAGGAGGCUCUUCGGAGCCGGCAGACACCACUUAACAAGCCGGGAAAUGGGUUUGCGCCCCCUCUGCCCCCCGGGACGUGUUAAAUCGUGCUCUUCAUUUUCCACCCCUUCCCCUUCCGGUGUCCAAGGAGCAGGGGAUGGUGGGAGCCUCAGGAGAGAUGGAGGUGGGGUGGGGUCUCACUUUGCAAGUAUUAACCCUUUCUGUGCCAGUGCUGGUGGUUACCCGCUACACCAAAGGUGGUGUCAGAUGUAUGGGCAGGACUGAGUGUCUUCCACAUGCCCUGCUGGGCUAAUCAGAGGCCUUGGCUAUGGCCCUCCCCCACCAUCUCUGGUCGUCUGUGGCGCUAGGAAGGGCAGGCCCGGGACAGCACUGCCUAUUGUCCCACCACAAGGGGGCGCUCACCUUCAAACCCAGCAGGGACAUGGGGCAGCAGCAGCGCAGGCUCAGGAGCCCUGCAGGAAAGCAGGCGCUGAAGACGAAGGGCUGGGAUGCGAUCGGCUCAGCUCUCACGUCCCUCCCUCGGACCCUCGCUGCUGGUGAGAUGCCCCGGAGCCCUCGUCUGCAACAAGGGGGAAGCAGGGACUCGCGGAGCGCUGUAAAGAGGAGAACGCUGCGGGCGAAGGCUCUCGAUGCCCCUGCCAAUGGGCAGCAGACGGGGGCGGAUCGUGCUGCUGUGGGAGGGGGAGAGGCACCCAUCUGAUCCUUCCUUCUUGCUGGGCUCACCCCGUCCAGCAGGGCUCUAGGAAUCCGCCCAUGUAUUUCCACACUCGGCCCCAAGGUGCAGAUGCUGCACUCUAAACCGAGCUAGGAACUGCUGCUGCCGGAGAUCGUUAGACUCCAGCUCAGCCUCCCCUCGCUGCAUGGCUUCUGGGGGGCUCCACGUAUCCGUGAAGGCAGCACUGACUGCCCCCUGCAGGAAGCCUUGGCUCUGCGAGGCGGCGGGCCUGCUUCUCUUAGGCACUGCCUGGGGAGGUCCUGUUGCUGGCGCUGGACCGAGAGGCGAUGGUUGCAGAGGCGGCUCGGUGCAGAACGCCGUGAGUUCCCGGAUGCCAGGUGGGGGUAAGAUUGCGCUAUGGGCGGUCAGUUUCCUAGAGAAAUGUUCCCAGUUCCUGGCCCCAACUCCUCCAUUGCUAGUGGACCAGGCUUCCUCUGGUACAUGAGCCGGGUGUCCUGCCUGCCCCCAUGUUAGCCAUGGAUCUUUGUCUCCAGCAGCGACUGUCUGCUCAUCUCGUCCUGAGGUCCUGUUUGAAAACACAAAGCUGCCCCCUGUGAGUCCUCGGCUGUGUGUGUCCAUUCCGCCCGCAGCGCCCUCUGCCCGCCUGGGGGGGCCUCAUGUGACCUGUUCCUGGAGUUCAUUAUUUUAGACACAAAUGUUUACAAAAUAAAGGUGAUUUCAAACCGGU